UUCAAGACAUCCAGCUGGAAGAGCAUCUCGGCGAGAAGGCUGGGAUUUCUGCGUGGGUCAUCCACAACGAGCCUAGAACUGCCUGGGCGGAAAAAAGGGGGUCAAAUCAGCCCCUCUCGGGGACAAAAUCCACACUCCUCCCUCCCUCCCUCCCCCCCACCUCCCCUUCUGCCUUCUCCAGUUGCACAAACAAACGGCGAUGAUUUCGGACCCUCGGAGGAGGGCGAAAUCCGCAAAAUUGCUGUGAGUGUGUGCGUGCUUUUAGUGCGGGAACAACGUGCUGGAUGAUUACCCCGAGGGAUUCUAGUCUUCAACCGCCCGGAUUCUGCUCUCGGAAUUGAUUGUACUCCUCACCUACACACCAGGGACAACUGACCAUUAACCCAGCAACUCCAGCGCCUUUGGGAUGUGGGAGAAACCGCGGAGCAGUUAGCAGGAUGCUGUUGGAGCUCGGGGCGUCGGAGUUCUGCCAUCCCCUGUAACGAGUUUGUACGUUCUUCCCGUGAGCGCGUGGCUUUCAACCGCAGCCGCUAAAACCAGCCUGAACAACUACAUGUCUGCAGAGCCUCAGGUCUGCAUUUCUUCAUCUUUUCCCGGAUCUGCAAGUCGGGAUUAGGAAACCGGGAACGAUGGUCAUCGUUGAGCACAUUGAAGAAACCCGCGUUGUUCGGCUGCCUGACGACGAGGAUGAGGACAAAGAGGAGAGGGUUCUGGCGAUGCUGGGUAUCAGUGGGACCGUCCUCAACCUGUUGGUCAUUAUAUUUGUCUACAUUUACACCACCCUGUAGGGUGCAGGGGUGGGCCGCCCCCUUCCCACCUCCACGAAGACCGACACUCCGGUAGGGAACUCUGAGGGGCCCUGACGCCAGGUUGACGGGCAGCCUGGGCCUCGGGAGGCUCCUCUCCGGGACGAUGAUGGGGGGCUGUGUCAGGGGCCCCGGCUGCCCUCCGCCGGUGGGCGAGAAAACCUUCACCGGGACGAAAGCACAACGCGGCGGACCCUCCGGUAAGGGUCAGGGGCCAAGCUGGCGGUCGGUCCACCCUUGCGGACCAGUGAGGAGGGCCAGAGUGACCCCGGGCCCGUGGCCGAGGGCAGCAGGUGGACACGGGCCUUGUGGAGAGCCCCGAUAAGGAGCCACAGCCGACCGUUGAUUCACUCCCGUAACGUGGCCUGGCCCGCUGAGUUCCUCCAGCAUCGCGUGUGUUGUGGAAAAGAGGGAAUUCCACCCCCAGCAGGGAGGGUAUGUUUAUCGGACAGAAUAUACCUCCAAAUGUGUGUCACUCGCUCCCUUGCCCUGGAGCGUCAGCCUUAGUUUUUGUCUUCGCAAUUCCCUGGACCAGGCGUCAAAUGCAGCCGCAACAGGGGAGUUCGUGAGAUGGGGUACCGGAGGCAGUGGGACAAAAUCACAAAAAGUUAUUCACACAAAGAUGCAGAAAAUAUAAACAUAAAGCGAACAUUCACAAAUUCACCCCCCACUGUACCCAUUGUGACCUCUCCAGGCACAAACGUAUCCCUGGCAGAUAAAAGCGAGGUGCAGCACCUUGACAGUGUUGCUGAGCAGAGAGAUCUUGCGACCCAAGUUCAUAGCUCUUUGAAAGAGGCCACACAAUAAGGUGGUUAGGAAGGCCUGAUUUUACUAGUGGAGGCGCUUUGUUCAAAAGUUAAGACUUUAUGUUGCAACUUUAUAAAACCCUGGUGAGGCCACAGCCAGACUAUUGCGUACAGCUCUGGUUGCCCCACUACGGGAAGGAUGUAGAGGCUGCAGAAGAGGUUGCUGCCUGGUUUAGAGGGCAUGUGCUAAACUUGGGCUGCUUUCUCUGGCUCGCUGGGCUCUGAGGGGAGAUCUGAGAGUCUUGUAAGAUUAUGAGAGGCACAGACAGUGGACAGGGAGUAUCCACUGUCCCAGGGUGAAAUGCCUAAUACCAGAGGGCAUGCUUUGACGGUGAGAGGGGGUGGGUUCAAGGGGGAUGUGAGGGUAAGUUCUUUCCCCGGAAUGCGCUGCCUGGUAUGGGCGUUACAUUGAGGAAAGCAAGAUGGAGGAAUACGGACAUAGGGAUUAGUGUUUGGGAGUUUUAGAUGAGCUUUUCAGUCGUUUCAGCACAAGACUGUGGGCCGAAUGGCCUGCUCUUGCGCUGUCCUGCUCGUCGCCUGUCUUGGCCAGGCCCGGGAGCAAACUCACCAGUGGAUCCUCCGGUAAUGCAACCAGAACCUAAUCUAGUGACUCCUCCCGGCCGAUGUGUUGUCCCCGACCCCGCUUGGAAAGGUUGGCGAUCUCACGCGCCCUCCGGUGGCAAUGGAUGCCCCUGCAGCACGGCGGCAUCAAAAGAAGUUCAGACAUCCUUAAACUGUCUCAAUCAGCACCCCGGGCAGCGCGUUCCACCCACCUACCCCGCUCCGUGUGUAAAAAAAACUUACCUCUGACGUCCCCCAAUAUGUUCUCCAGACACCUUAAACUCUUGCCGCUUCGUCUGAUCUGUCAGAAAAUGUCAAGACACCACCCACCCCUGCUUUCUUGGCCGACAAAGUAUGAAAAGUGCGUUUCUCACCGAAAAUUGAAAGGCCUAGAUAGAGUGGGGGUGUCUGGGACCAAAAGGCACAGCCUCAGAAGAGAUGGACGUCCUAUGAGUACAGAAAAGAGGAGGGAUUUCUUUAGCCAGAGAGCAGUAAAUCUUUGGAAUUCAUUGCCACAGAUAGCUGAGGAGGCCAUUUAGUAUAUUUAAGUAGAGGUUGUUAAAUUCUUGAUCAGAGGUCACGGGGGGGGGGGGGGGGAAGGCAGGAAAAUGGGGUUGAGAGGGAAAAUUAUAUCAGCCAUGAUGGACCACACUUGAUGGGCUGAAUGGCCUAGUUCUGCUCCUAUGUCUUAACAUUGAAAGCUGCCUUUGUGUGACAUGGCGUUGGGGAGGGAGAGGGAAUAUUGUUCUCCUGGAGAUGAGAAACAUGUUUAUUGUUAUUAGCAGAUUGUUCACCUGUUUUGUCUCCCCUCGUUUGAGCAGUGAAUAGGCAAUGAGUGCCACAGCAACCACUGGCAUCCCUCCUCCUUCUGUUCUCCCAUGAUCCACUCUCCACUCCUAUCCAAUUCCUUCUUAUUCAUCCCUUUAUCUUCCUCACCUUCCAGUUUGUACUCCUUCCCCUCCUCGCACCCUCUUUUUCUGACUUCCUCUCUCUUCCUUGCCAGCCCUGAUAAAGAGUUGACUGUGUAUUCAUUUCCAAGAUGUUUCCUGACUGCCAAGAAUUUUGUGAGUAACUGGGAGCUUCAUGGCUAGCAUGGGUGCAGUGGGCUGAAGGGCCUAUUUUCAGUAUCACUCAAUGGAAUAGGCAGUCAAGACCACCUCAUUAGUUACACCCGUACACCUGCUCGUUAAUGCAAAUAUCUAAUCAGCCAAUCACGUGCCAGCAUCUCAAUGCAUAGAAGCAUGCAGACAAGGUCAAGAGGUUCAGUUGUUGUUCGGACCAAACAUCAGAAUGGGGAUGAAAUGUGAUCAGAGUGACUUUGACCGCGGAGUGAUUGUUGGUGCCAGAUGGGGUGGUCUGAGUAUCUCAGAAACUGCUGAUCUCCUGGGAUUUUUACACACAACGGUCUCUAGAGUUUACAGAGAAUGGUGUGAACAACAAAAAAUCAAUCCAAUGAGCGGAGUUCAGGGGCAGAAACACCUUGCUAACGAGAGAGGAGAAUGACCAGACUGGUUCAAGCUCAUGGGAAGGUGACAGUGAGUCAAGAAACCACCUGUUAGAGCAGUGGUGUGCAGAAAGGCAUCUCUGAAUGCGGAAAGCAUUGCAGCUUGAAGUGGAUGUGCUAAAGCAACACACGCGCACACUCUCAGUGCCACUUUGCUUAGUAGAGGAGGGACCGAAUAAAGUGGCCACUGAGUGCCUCUAUCAAAUCACGCUCGUAAACACACCACAUCCAGCUUCCUCUGAUCUCUCCUGUCACUGAGACAUUCUCUUCAUUUUAUUUCAACCAUUCAUCUGAACCAAGUUCUCCAAUGAACAAGCAGCAGGUGUAGAGGAAAGUUAAUUUCACUCCCCAUCUGAAAAAGGGAGCAGUUCAUUUCUGAUGGUGUUGCUGAAAGAUAUCUAUCACACUUCUACUUUGAUAAAUGUAGGAAUUUUAAAAUAUUUUAUUUGGGUAUGAAAACCUGAAUUCAACACCCAGAGUAGAUGUGGAAAGGAAUUUUCCGAUGGUGGGAGAGUCUCGGACAAGAGGGCACAGCCCCAGGAUAGAGGGGCGCCCUUUCAAAGUAGAGAAGCGGAUAAAUUCCUUCAGACAGAGAGGGUGGUGAAUUUGUGGGAUUUAUUACCACGGGCAGCUGUGGAGGCCGGGUCGUUGGGUGUAUUCAAGGCAGAGAUUGAUCGGUUCUUGAUUGGAAAUGGCAUCAAAGGUUACAGGGAAAAGGCUGGGAAAUAGGGUUGAGGAGGGGAUUAAUAAAAGAAUCAGCCAAGAUUGAAUGGCGGAGCAGACUCGGUGGGCCAGAUGGCCUAAUUCUGCCUCCAUGUCUUAUGGUCUAAUUCACACGAAAUUCUGCGGUUACUGAAAUCUUGAGCAAGGCACACAAAUUCCUGGAGGAACUAAGCAAGUAAGGCAGCCUAUGGAGGGAAAUGAACAGUCAACGUUUCUAUAGUAUACAGAGACCCAUUGCCUCUCAUCUGGUCUCUCAGGGUGAUUCAAACAAAGUGUUCGAAGGGAUUCCAGGCUGGAAUGAUGGAGAAUGAUGGAUGUGGAAGAGUUUUGAGGAAGUUAUGGGCCUUUGGGAAGAUUGUACCAAUGUGUACAAUGUGUGUACGGGUUACUGUGGUUGAUAUUCACAUGAACAUUACUUGUGUGCAACACGAGUUUCUGCAGAUGCUGGAAAUAUUGAACAGCACUCAUACAAAAUGCUGAAGGAACUCAGCAAGUCGGGGGAGAGGAAUGAACAGUCGAUGUUUCAGGACUGGAAAUGAUGGUGAACCCCGGUUUCUGUUUUGUUCCUUUCCAGUCCUGAAGGGUCUCGGCCUGAAAUGCCAACUGUUCAAUUCUCUCCAUAGAUGCUGCCUGAUCCUCUGAGUUCCUCCAGCAUCUUGUGUGUGUUACUCAUUACAGAAUUCCCCAAUUGACAUCUUUCCAAGAGGUGGGUGACCAAGCAAUCCACACUAGGCCUCACCACUUCAAUAUAACAUUCCAACUCCUGUACUCAGUACUUUGAUUUAUAAAGGUCAAUGUGCCAAAAGCUUUCUUUAUCUCCUUAUUUACCUGUGCCACCACUUUCAAUGAACUAUGGAGGUGCAUUCCCAGAUCCCUAUGUUCUGCUGCACCCCUCAAUGCCCUACUAUUUACUGUAUAAGACAUAGCCUAGCUUGCCCCCCCAAGGUUCAACACCUCACAUUGUCUGCAUUAAAUUCCAUAUGAUACUCCUCAGCCCGUUUCCCAGUGGGUUGAGCUCACAUGUGGCCACCUUCACCCACAGACAGCCAAUGCCUUAAGGGUGGGAGAGGAAAUUUUUAAGGAAGGGAACUAACCUUAGGAAGCAGGGGAAAACAGCGUCUUUGAACUUGAAAUUGCUGCUGUGAUUUUAGUGGAGACAAGAGAUUCUGCAGAAGCCAGGAAUCUGGAGCAACACACAAAACGCUGGAGCAAUUCCACGGGUCAGGCAGCAUCGAUGGGGGGAAGUAGACAGCUUUUUUUGGUCCAACCUGAAACAUCAACUGUCCACUCUCUCCAUAGAGGCAGCCUGACUUGCUCCAGCGUUCUGCAUGUUACUGAGGGUUGGACGCUAAAGAUAGUGAAGAGCAGUGUGUUAUGUGCCAAGUCUUUCCAUUGUUUGUGUGUUGCAUCAAGAGUGCACAAGGGAGCAGCACAGUGCAAUAAAUAGAAAGAUUACUAUCAGUUACAAUGAGAACCAUGAUAGUGCAAAAAGAGCAAAACAAUGAGAUGGUGUUCAUGGGCCAUUCAGCAAUCUGAUGUCGGCAGGGAAGAAGCUGUUUCUAAAAUGUUGAGUGUGGGUCUGUGGGCUUGUGCAUCUCCUCUCUGUUGGAAGUAAUGAGAAAGGAGCAUGACCCAGACUGCGAGUCUUUCGUGGCAGAUUCUGCUUUCUUGAGGCAUAGCCUUUUGAAGAUGUGCUCGGUGGCGAGGAGGAUUCAGCCCAUGAUGGAGCUGAGUUUACAACCUUCUACAUUCCCAAACUGAGGUCCAUGGACGUGUUGCCUAAUGCUAUUGAUCCAUGGCACAAGAGGUUUGAGAACCCCUGCUCUACAGUUUUUUCUGAUCCUGUGCAUUGGCACAUCCAUACCAGGAGUGAUAGCAACCAGCUAGAAUGCUGUCCACAGAAACUUGUUAGAGCCUGUGGUGAGAUACCAAAUCUCCUCAAACUCCUCAUGAAAUACAGUCACUGUCAUGCUGGCUUAUGAUUGCCUCAAUAUGUUGGGCCCAGGAUAGAUCUUCAGCGAUGUUCCACUGGAGAUUAUUGUUUUGAUUUUCCAUAAGGAAAAGGUGAGCAGUUGGGAUGUAAUGGGAGUGUGGAAAAACGAGGUCAUGUUACCAAGCAGAGAAUGGAUAGGAUGGGCACUGAGAUGUUUCUCCUGUUGGGGAAGUUUCAACAUAAGGAGUUGUCCACCUCAUGUGGAGACAAGGUGGGAUUUCCUCUCUUGAGGGUGGAGAACUUUUGAAAUACUCUAUCCAAGUCUAGUAUGAAUUCAGGGCCAAGAACAGGGGGCACAGAAGAACCUACAGAGGCCCACAGAAGUACCGGAGGAACUCAGGGUUGAGCAGCAUGUGUGUGUUGGCAGGGAGGAAUCUGCAGGAACGUUGACAUUUCAUCAGAUGUUCUCAAUCCACUGAGUUUCUCUAAGCAUUUCAUGGGAUCAGGAAGGGAAGCAGUGCCGAGACCAACAUCAGUCAGCCAUGAUCUUAUUGAAAGUGGAGCAGACUCAGCAGAAGGAAUGGACAUUUCUGCUCCUACCUUUACACCUAUAAAGCCAUGACUAACUUGGCCCUAUUCCCUUUGGUGGAGGAUGGAUUUGGUGGGGACAAAGUAGUCAGGUUAAGCUUGGGCUAUUUGGCUGGUGGAGCACCAGGUUUGGACAAUGGGGAGGAACAUGCUGAUGCUGAGGCUUUACGAGGCAUUGGUCUGACUGCAUGGAGUAUCGUGAACAGAUUUGGGCCCUUUAGCUAAGAAAGGACAUGAUGCCUUUGGAGAGGGUGCAGAGGAGGUUCACAAGGACAGUGCCAAACCUUCCCCCCCCCCCCCCCCCCCAUUAUGGGUGCCCUGCCACCCUGGAAGAUCACACCACGACUGGGUGCAGACAGAGUAACUGUCAACGAUGGGUCCAGGUGACUCCAUCCCAGUUGGCAUUCUUUAUCCUCGUUUGAGCUGGACGGGAUGGUGAGACAAAUCCCAAAUCAUAACAUUCCACAAAGCGCAGGUGCUAGGAAUCUGACAAAAGGAAGAAAUGUCAGAAACACUCAGUGUGUCGGGCAGCAGAGAUGGAGAGGGAAACGAUUCGGGUCAGAAUUGUUUAACGCAUUGGCUCUGUUGGAUUCACGGGUAACACGUCUGGAGGGAGGUGGGGGAGGUUAGUGCAGACAAGGAGAAGCCUCCAGCUCUGGGACUUAAUAAUGCUGAGAGCUGACAGCAUGGACUUCACUGGAGUGAGGGGUGGACACGGUACCAAUUCCAGCCACAGCCAAUCAGCCGCAUCACAGAACCAGAUGUUUGAGUGUAUUCUUCAAUUUUUCCAAAUAAAAUCAAUA
This is a messenger RNA of Hypanus sabinus (Atlantic stingray), 7724 nucleotides long. Its product is annotated as protein TUNAR-like. The transcript is spliced from 4 exons. The coding region runs from base 630 to 788 and encodes 52 amino acids. The record is from RefSeq and is a predicted model, not a curated record. Lineage: Eukaryota; Metazoa; Chordata; Chondrichthyes; Myliobatiformes; Dasyatidae.